AUGCGAUUUUUCAGCCUUCAUCGCCGAAGCCACAGUAAAGAGAAAGAGAAAAGAAAGAGCAUUUCCUUGCCUCUUCUGCGCCCUCGCUCCACCGAAAGACCAGGAACAACCGAAUCUACGCCCGCGUCCACUACCACUACGACUCCCGCUUUCACUCCCACUCACACUCCCACUCCCACUCCCACUCCCACGAUAGCAGCUACUACUGCGGCCACGACGCCCACGACUACGACCACGACGCCAGCCACGCCCCCGCGCACGACGACUCCUCCCAGAACUGUCAUCGAUUCGCCAGACAGUCACUGUUCCGACCAGUGCACUACUCCGCGAACCCAGAUCGGUCCUACCGAUGAUUAUGCCCUGAGUCCUUCAGAGGCUCCUGCGCCAACUGAACAGCUUGAUCAGCAGCACCAAAUGACUGGUGGCGUCGACGGGAGAGGAGGGCCUGGGUCGCUUCAACUUCCGACGCCGCAGCCACGAGCCCCCGAUCAGCACGCCCCUGCACCCGUCGUGGAUGACAUCCGGUCUAGGGACUCGGUGCGCAAGCCCUCCCGGCUUUCUUCCGAGGUCAGCUUCAACGAUAGCCCCAGCAGCGAACCGUCAACCGAGGAAAGGCACUUGCCGGCAGAGAAUGGAAAGAGGACAGUGGGAGAUUCGCUGCAGGGUAAGAUGGAUGCGUCCGAGGCACAGCGGCAGCUAAGUCAGUACCGUUUGCACUUGGCCCGCGAGAUGGAAAAGAGAGAGAUUGUUGCGGCAACGGAGAACCGGCUGCCCAUCCCGGGCCCGAGCGGCAGCGAGCCAACUACGACAUCGACCGAGUCUGGGAACACCAUCCGCGGCGGCGUCACCCCGGGCUUGGCGGCCAGAACUCCUUCGUAUCCCUUCCCGCGCAUGGUAUCCUCGCCUGGCUUUCCACACAUUGGCCCGCCAUUACACCGCCCGUUUACCACGCUCUCACCAACUACGUUUCCGAACACACACCCGUCUACAGGGGCUCAGAUCUCGUUUUCCGGCCUCCAGGGUCUCGACCAUUCCGUGUCCAAUCCCUCUACUCCUGCCUCAGCAAUGACCUUUCUGCCUCAGGGGUGCUCCGGUACCGAAGUUGGUGAAUUUGCAACGCCCAAUCUUUACGACUUGACGCUCAUGCUUUCGGCUGAGCCGGGCUUGGAUGCAUGGUGGCACACGGUCGUCCAGAUUAUGACUGAAGUUUACAGGGCGGAAAGGGUAACCCUUGCUGUGCCUGCUGAUUCGACAGAUAUCGAGAAUGUGCCAUGGGGGCAAAAGGCAACCUACAACGCCCACCAGGAGGAUGGCCUUAGCCUAGGCUAUCUGGCUAGAGGCUCAAGCUUUGUCCACAGCAGUACCGACGAUAUCACCGACCUCUACCAGAAUAACGAUGAAUCCCUCAAGCCAAAGGGCCUAGCGCGUCCCGGGCUGCCGAGUCGACACUCGUUCUCUUCGUUUGAAGACAAUAAGGAUAAGAAAGUGUUGAUUGAACGAGCGCCUGCCACACCCCUUCGGCCACCAAUGGCUUCACGAAGCAAGACUACUCACCCAGGCGUUGGACGUGAUCGAGAUGCGAGUGAGGAGGAUGAGGACGUUGCUGUGAGCUUGAACCGCGAAGCUUUGGCGGAGCAUGACGCCCUUGAGGGCCAGCAGCCCAUUCCUAGUUGGGAAGCACCAAUAACCAACAAGAGAGAAGGGCACGGAAAACUCUUGAAUGUCCUCCAGGCACUGGACUACGAGGCCGACCCUUUACUCGACCACAAUGGGGUAUUGCGGGUUUUGGAGCGCGGUCGUGUUGUUGCUCUUACUAGGACAUAUCCGUAUCUCGCGCAAACAUCGUCAGCCGACAGCAAAGGCGCUGACCCCAAAGUAGGACCUCCGGCGGGCAGGGGGGAGAAAAAGGCUACUGGGAUUGCCUCUCGCUUGGAUGACGAACACCCAAGGCCCCCGACGCCCAAGUAUGAGGAGUACGAGCAGGCACCACCAUCUCCGUGGUCUCAAUCACCAGCCCCUUCUCCCGCCGUGAGAGCUGACCCCAGCGAGAAUCCUUUCUUCACGGAUGCCAUGGUCGACGAGGAGUCAUUCAAUCCAGGUUCUGCUCCUCCAGACUACUCAGCUCUGCAACCACCCGAGGCUAUUGGGGUUGACAACUCGUGGACCGUGUUGCAUAUCCCUCUAACCCAUGUCCUCCUGUCGAAACCUCAGCAACCGGGCUUCAAACUGGACUCGGCGUUCCUGGAGCAAAAGAUGUCACAACGCGGCAAGUCCGGACACACUCCGACAAUCCCUACGCCCUAUCAAGAACCUGCCGCCAAGGAAAAGCACGCCCCGAUUGCGAUCCUGUCCAUACUCAGCCCUAUCAUUCCAUAUCCCUCGAACCUUCGUCACUCGUUGGAGCACUUGGCACCACAUCUGGCCACGUCCUUCUCUCUAUGUCGACACUAUACUAACCUAGAAACGGAGCUGAGCGGUCUACAGAAGCGAAGGCCGCAGACGGUCGGCUUCGGUGCGUUGGGUCCUGACGGGCGUCCGCUCGCUGAUCCUACCGCUCUUACCAUGGGAUACCUCCCGACCGAUGACAACAUCUCCCAGCAGUCGCACGCUGGCAGCAUAACCAGUCCUAGCGAUUAUUCUGGUCCAUCUCGCAGUACUAUACAUUCUCCGAAUGGUACGCCUACCUGGGAUCCUUCGGCAUUGAGUCAUUUGAUGGACAAGCGGUCUUCAUCUGCUAGCCCAGCUCCUAUCGCCGCCGCCGACAGUUACUUCACCACUAAGCCAAAGUCUGGAGUUACAGUUGUAGGGCAACGGGCAAAGGCAGGCUCAAGAGAAGGCAAUACCCUCGAAAGGAAGGGUUCCCUGAAGAUACCCGGUGGUAAAUCCCAGUGGCAGGAUGCAGCGGGCGUCACUCCUGUGUCGCAGGAGUUUCAGGGAAGCGGAGAAAGUACCCGCCGGAGCAUUGAUGAAUCUUUGCCGGCAAACACGCAGCAAAAGACUACAGUCCUCAAAGAGCAGCGGGAAGAAAGAGGCAACAUCGCAAGCAGUCAGUCGGCCGAGUCCCAACGCAGAAAGCCUGCUGGUACUCCGACAGGUCAGCAUCGGCACACACAGUUGCACUCAUACGGGGCCGACUUUGCCACCACAUUCCAGUCGCUUCCUCCGAGUUCCGCCGUCGGCAAAGGUAUCUCCCAGGCUGCAACGCCAUCUAGGCAAGGCUCGAUAUCAUCGGCGGAAAUGACACCACCAUCGGACAAGCUCAAAGGCCUUAUCCUCGACUCUCUGCCCGCUCAUGUCUUCGUGGCCCUCCCGCAAACUGGAGAAAUCGUCUGGGUGAACAGUCGGUUCUUGACGUACCGCGGGCAAACCUCUGGUGAUCUUGCCGCAGACCCUUGGGGAAGCAUCCAUCCUGACGACAGAGAGGAUUACCUUCGUAAAUGGAGUGCCUCUGUCCGUACUGGCGACCAAUUCUCCACUACCGUCAGAAUUCGACGCUUCGAUGGGGCUUAUCGGUAUUUCUACGCGCGGGCUGUCGCCUCCAAAGACAAGAGGGGUGUCAUCUUGCAGUUUCUGGGUUCAUAUAUGGACAUCCAUGAUCAGCAUGUCGCAGAGCUCAGAGCAGCACGGCAGGAAGAGAUUGAGGUAUCGGAGGCAAAACAUCGUUUGCUUGCUAACCUGAUUCCCCAGAUCAUCUUCACUGCAACUGAAGACGAAGGGAUCACUUUCGCGAACGAGCAAUGGCUUUCUUAUACCGGACAAAGCUUUGAUGAUGUUCUCGGACUUGGCUUCAUGGAUUUCGUGCACCCAGAGGAUCUGGCUAAAUGUCGUAUUCCCCUCGAACGACCUACUUCACCGCAUGUCAGGCAGGACAAGACCAGGCAUGACCAUUCGCCUUCGCCCAGCAAUUUUGGCAUGGCUGCUAUGGGCAAACAGCCUGGCACCCCUACCGUUGAAAGUCUUCCGGGGCUAGUACACCCAGCUCUCACCAGACACAGCAGUAGCGCUAGCAGUUCUGCUAACGACCUCGCGGGUCCUAAUCUGUCCGAGCUUGCCAGGCAGGGGGUGAUCAAGAUCAGCACCGACAGCAAGGGCCAGCUCUCAUACACAACAGAAAUCCGACUUCGUGCCAAGAACGGCGAGUAUCGCUGGCAUCUCAUUCGAUGCGUUGAGAUUGACAAUGUCGACUUCGGCAAUGGCGCCAGCUCUUAUUUCGGCUCUGCUACUGAUAUCAACGACUUGAAGCUUCUGGAGACCAAGUUGAAGGAGGCUAUGGAGUCCAAGAGUCGAUUCCUGAGCAACAUGUCGCACGAGAUCCGAACGCCUCUGAUCGGUAUUUCUGGUAUGGUCAGUUUCCUUCAGGAUACCACACUCAACGAGGAGCAACGUGAUUACACCAACACCAUCCAGACCAGCGCCAACAGUUUGAUCAUGAUCAUCAACGACAUCCUAGAUCUUUCCAAGGUUGAUGCAGGCAUGAUGAAGCUGAACUACGAAUGGUUCCACACACGCUCUCUCAUUGAGGAUGUCAACGAGCUGGUGUCGACCAUGGCGAUUGCCAAACGUCUGGAGCUCAACUAUGUUGUCGAAGAAGACGUGCCUGCAUGGGUCAAGGGCGAUAAAGUCCGGAUCCGUCAGGUCUUGCUCAACGUCAUCGGCAAUGCCAUCAAGUUCACUAAUGAAGGAGAGGUAUUCAGCCGAUGCAAGGUUGUUGUUCCUGACGAUGGUCCUUUGCACGAGAACGAGAUUAUGCUUGAGUUCUCCAUCAUUGACACUGGAAGAGGCUUCACCAAGGAGGAAGCCGAGUUGAUCUUCAAACCUUUUAGCCAGAUUGAUGGAAGCAGUACCCGCCAACACGGUGGAAGUGGUCUAGGCCUGGUCAUUUCGCGCCAACUGGUCGAGCUACACGGCGGCAAGAUGGACGGCACUGCUGUGCCAGGAGAGGGGUCAACCUUCACCUUCACCGCAAGGUUUGGGCUUCCGACAGAAUCUGACAACCCCGACAUGGCUGCAGCACCUGCGCCUACGCCAGGCCUCAUACCAGAAAUGAACAUUCGCCGUCGGUCUUCCCUGGUAUCCCCUCACAGUAGGCCAUCUCUCACCUCCGCACCCUCGUCUGGCUCGGUGGUUCCUGCUGAGUCUGACACUAGAUCGCCAGCAGCAGUUUCCACCAGUAGCUCCGAACCCUCUAUCCACUCGUCACGCACCCAAACAACCGAGCGCUCAUCUAUGUCGUCUGUUAACGUCGGGUCCUUAGCACGGUUUAGCGAGGCAGCUCGUGCCAGUGGGCACGACUUGUCCCAGAUGAAGCUUGAGAUGCCUCAUGCUAGAGGAGGCAGUGGCUCUGAUGCGGGCACUACCCCAACGCCUAGUAAUUCAAGCAACGAGCGCCUGUCUAGGCCUACCAACAAAGACGCCGGUAGUUCUGAAGACAGCGAUGGGUUUCGCGCAACACUGUUCUCCAUCUUGAUCAUCUGCCCUCAAACGCACAGUCGCGAGGCCACGACAAAGCAUAUCGAGAUGACACUGCCAAAGGAUAACCCUCAUCAGAUCACAGCUGUUGCAUCUGUUCAGGAGGCGCGCAAGCUAAUUGGCGGAGAGGACCCCGUUUUCUUCACGCACGUGGUGAUCAAUCUUCCCACACCUGAGCAGAUUAUCGAGUUGAUGGACCAAGUCCAGCGUUCUAGCAUGAUUGCCCGCGGCGUCACCAUCCUCAUUCUCUCUGACUCGGUCCAGCGACAGGCGGUUCUGAAGCAAGUAGCCGGUACUCAAUAUGAGGACAUUCUGUCUGAGAACCGGGUGACCUACAUCUACAAACCUGUCAAGCCAUCACGGUUCGCGGUGAUCUUUGAUCCGGCCAAGGAGCGUGAUCUCAGCAUCGACCGGAACAGAUCGACGGCAGAGCAGUUGGUGGAGAGCCAGAAGCAGAGCUACCUCGAAGUGGAGAAGCGCAUGGGCAACAAGGGAUACAAAGUCCUCUUGGUUGAGGAUAACUUAGUCAACCAGAAGGUGCUCCAAAAGUAUCUCAAGAAGGUCGGGGUGGAUGUGGAGUUGGUUGCAGACGGAGUUGAGUGCACUGAUGUUGUGUUUUCGCGGCCUCAUGACUAUUUCUCGUUGAUCUUGUGUGAUCUUCACAUGCCACGCAAGGACGGAUAUCAAGCCUGCCGCGAAAUCCGCGAGUGGGAAGCCAAGGGAAAGUUCCCAGGAAGGCCGUUACCCAUCAUCGCCCUGUCGGCGAAUGUCAUGAGUGAUGUCCAGGAUAAGUGUCUCCAAGCAGGGUUCAACGACUACGUGACGAAACCUGUUGACUUUAUCAACUUGAGUAAUGCUCUCUCGAAGUUCUUCUAA
Messenger RNA from Sordaria macrospora k-hell, 6345 nucleotides. NCBI's taxonomy places the organism in Eukaryota, Fungi, Ascomycota, Sordariomycetes, Sordariales, Sordariaceae. The record is from RefSeq and is a predicted model, not a curated record.